AUGGGGUAUAAAUACAGCCCGGAAAUUUUGCAUACCAUCACAAGGGUUUUGGCGGGUGACCCCGGGGUUGUUAAACCGCGGUUCGCAGCCACGGCGGAAUUAACACUACACGUGUGGAUUGACAAUCUGCGUAUCACAGGGCCACGUAAAAGAGUUGGGUUGUGGGGGAACACUAUUAUGGGAAAUAUGCGCGAUUGCGGUGCGACGGUGGGAGGGCACGAGACCCUCACAGCGCGUUAUGAAUUUAUAGGGGUCUGUUUUGACCAUACGGCUAAGACGGUAUCCCUCAGUGACAAAACGUUGCGGAAAUUGAGGGGAGUCACGCACCCCACAAGAUUUAGGUGGGGGAAUUGGAAAGCCUUACGUCGCAUGUGA
This is a messenger RNA of Trypanosoma grayi, 375 nucleotides long. Its product is annotated as TcC31.12. The coding region runs from base 1 to 375 and encodes 124 amino acids. The record is from RefSeq and is a predicted model, not a curated record. The transcript has a single exon. NCBI's taxonomy places the organism in Eukaryota, Euglenozoa, Kinetoplastea, Trypanosomatida, Trypanosomatidae.